AAUUAAAUUUGCGCAUUAAAAGAAAAGGGGUUAAUGAUUUAGCGCAAAGCAGAAAAUUAGGAAAUUGUUUAUUCGCGAUUCCCAAUCCGUUGCGGAAUUCUUCCGCUUCGAUAUAUAGAUACAAUCCAACCCACCACGGUACCGAUCGACUUCCGUUGAUUCCGGCAGCGUUUUCUUAGACCCACCGCCGACUUGCAGCAGUUCUUCCUCAAAUCUCUCUUUUCAACAACGAUCAAUCGCCUCCUAAAGAAAUUCACACUAGAAUUUCCGCCGGCAGCAAUAUGAUGCUCAGAAUUCGCAGCAGAGAUGGCCUGGAGCGUGUUGCUGUAGAGAGUCCACACAUUACGAUCGCUCAACUCAAAGCGAUUAUUCAAUCUCAGCUCAAGAUUCCAAUCCACAACCAAACCCUCUCCACUAACCAAAAUAUUCUGUUGGCUAAUGCUCAUGGCGAUCGUUCGAAAUUCAUGGACAUGUCUAAUCCUAAUACCCUUCUUUCCUCACUCAAUCUCUCUCAUGGCUCUAUUGUGUAUCUUGCUUAUGAGGGUGAGCGUACUGUUGCUGGACCUUCCAUCCAUCCCGCUGGAUCUUUUGGCCGUAAAAUGACUAUGGAUGAUCUAAUCGCUAGGCAGAUGCGGAUCACCCGUCAAGAAAAUCCCCACUGUGAAUUGGUUUCGUUCGACAGGGAUUGCGCGAAUGCUUUCCAGCAUUAUGUUAAUGAAACGCUAGCCUUCGCCGUCAAACGUGGGGGAUUUAUGUACGGAACGGUGUCGACGGAAGGCAAGGUCGAGGUAGAUUUCAUAUAUGAGCCGCCACAGCAAGGGACUGAGGAUAAUUUACUGUUCUUCCGAGAUCAAGAUGAGGAAAGAUUGGUGGAAGCGAUUGCUGUUGGUUUGGGGAUGAGGAAAGUUGGGUUUAUAUUCACGCAGACAAUUAGUCGGGAGAGGAAGGACUACACCUUAUCCAACAGGGAAGUACUUCAGGCAGCUGAGUUUCACUCCGAGAGCGGGUUGAAGGAGUGGGUGACAGCAGUUGUGAAGCUGGAGGUGAACGAAGAUGGGGGUGCUGAUGUUCAUUUUGAGGCUUUUCAAAUGAGUGAUGUGUGUAUUAAAUUGUUCAAGGAAGGUUGGUUUGAGACGGAUAUUCAAGAGGAUUUUGAUCCUAAGCUAUCCAAGAUGAAGAAGGACGUUGUUGUCGGUGUCAAAGACACUAGAGAUGUUGACAAUGAUUUCUUCCUGGUGGUGGUAAAGAUUUUCGACCAUCAGGGUCCACUUUCUACGACUUUUCCCAUCGAAAACCGAAACGUUCCAGUGACAAUGAAGGCAUUGAAGAAUCACCUAGACCGUUCGAAAGGGCUUACAUUUGUGAAGCGAAUUUCGGACUUUCAUUUGCUGCUUUUACUGGCCAGGGUGUUAGACGUGAGCUCUGAUGUUCCUGCGCUCGCGGAGUGCGUUCAGACGCAGACACCCGUUCCUGAAGGUUACAAAAUACUGAUCGAGUCUAUGGCUAGUGCUGCUUGAUGUUUAGUGUCGACUAAGACGACUGGUCUUAGAGUGGCUGUGUUCUUAUCGGCUUAUAUUGGAUCUCUCUCUCUCUCUCUCAAUUACUUUUCGUCAGCGUCUCUCUUGACAACUUAAGAUUAGGGUUAUAUUUAUAAGUAUAUUGUCAUCGGCUAAUGAUGUUAAACUUAUUAA
Molecule: messenger RNA, 1691 nt
Organism: Cucurbita moschata (crookneck pumpkin)
Lineage: Eukaryota; Viridiplantae; Streptophyta; Magnoliopsida; Cucurbitales; Cucurbitaceae
Product: NPL4-like protein 1
Exons: 2
Coding region: 282-1517 (411 amino acids)
Biological process (GO): ubiquitin-dependent protein catabolic process
Cellular component (GO): nucleus
Molecular function (GO): ubiquitin protein ligase binding; ubiquitin binding
Source: RefSeq, a predicted model, not a curated record